AUGCACAACGUGCACGAAGCCCCCAACCCACCCCAGAAGAAAACGCAGAAGGUGGUCAACACCCACAACAUCAACGGCGACUUUGGCAAGUCCAUAGACGAGCUCAAAAAGGGACACCUGGAGGAGGAAGAGGCCAAGGCCAAGGAGCUGGAGGAACAGUACCAGAACCGAGGCGAGGCCCAGGCCGUGAGCGGCUCCGAGACUGAAGACGAGGAGCCCUCCCACACGGAAAUCAUUCUGCCGUCCAACUCGGCCACCCCCUUCGUCAUGAAGGCCCCUUCUCUCAUGCAUUCGUCCCCUGGUUCCAACCCAGACCCCAACAUCCAAAUUGCAUUCGACUACCCCGCUCUCCGUCAGCAGACGGAGCGAGCCAACGCCACUCUAGUUUCGCUGGUCCGAAACAAGGAGCUCAAACAGAUGGUGCGCACGGUCAAGAACUACGAGGACCGCUUCAACCACAAGUUCCGCUACGACUGGGUCUUCCUCAACGAUGAGCCCUUUGACGACGACUUUAUCGAGACAAUGACAAACCUCGUGUCGGGUAAAGCCAAGUUCGGACUUGUCCCUAAAGAACACUGGUCUGUACCCUCCUGGGUUGACAAGGAGAAGGCAGACAAGGCGAGAAAGGCCAUGGCCGAGCAGGUCAUCUACGGAGACUCGGAGUCAUACCGACACAUGUGCCGAUUCAACUCUGGCUUCUUCUUCCACCAUCCUCUCAUGCAGGAAUACAGAUACUACUGGCGUGUGGAGCCCGAGACCGCCAUCCACUGCGACGUCAACUACGACAUUUUCCAGUUCAUGCAGACCAAUAACAAGACGUACGGCUUCACCAUCACCUUGCUGGAAAACCCUCUCACGGUUGCGUCUCUGUGGCAGGAGACCAAGGCUUACACCAAGGCUCAUCCCGAGGUGCUGGCCAAGGAUAACCUGCUCAACUGGCUCUCGUACGAUAAGGGUGAGAACUACAACAUGUGCCACUUUUGGUCUAAUUUCGAGGUGGCCGACAUGGACUUUUGGCGGUCGGAGGCGUACCAAAAGUAUUUCGACCAUCUGGACAAGUCCGGUGGGUUCUUCUAUGAGCGGUGGGGUGAUGCGCCUGUUCACUCCAUUGCCGCAGCUCUGUUUCUGCCCAAGAGCGAAGUGCAUUUCUUUAACGACAUUGGAUACACGCAUCCUCCCUUCACUCACUGUCCCAUUGAUGGCGACACCCGGAAGGAGGGCAAGUGUUCGUGUCUUGCUGAAGAGACGUUUGAUUGGAAGCCGUGCUCGUGUCUGGGGCGGUAUCUGGACGUUCAGCGAAUCAAGCGGCCCCAUGACUGGGAGAACUAUAGUGACUGGUAG
Molecule: messenger RNA, 1341 nt
Organism: Yarrowia lipolytica CLIB122
Lineage: Eukaryota; Fungi; Ascomycota; Dipodascomycetes; Dipodascales
Biological process (GO): protein O-linked glycosylation; protein N-linked glycosylation; cell wall mannoprotein biosynthetic process
Cellular component (GO): membrane; Golgi apparatus
Molecular function (GO): alpha-1,2-mannosyltransferase activity
Source: RefSeq, a predicted model, not a curated record